GACCAGAACAGCCGGAUGCGUGUUAAAAUCAUUUAAUUCGGAGCGCUCGCUUGUGUUGGGAAACUGUUGUGCUGAAAGGAAGAAUUUACUGGUCUUUCAACUUCAGCCUUUUUAUUGUGAGGGGGGAGAUCACAGAAGUGUUACCAUGGGGAGAACAGCAGCGAAAGAUUCAAAGAAUAUUAAAAAAGAGAAAGAUGGAAAGAAUCAGCAGGCAAACAACUCAGCUUUAAAAAGUGAACAGUUUAAUUGGGAUGAUUAUCUGAAAGAGACUGAAUCAGUAGCUGCCCCUCUGCAUUGUUUCAGACAGUCUAGAAUUCCACCUACAAAUGAUUUCAAAGUUGGCAUGAAACUGGAAGCCCGUGAUCCUCGCAAUGUUACCUCAGUUUGUAUAGCUACAGUAAUUGGAACCACUGGUGCCAGGCUAAGGUUGCGGCUGGAUGGAAGUGACAACAAAAAUGAUUUCUGGAGGCUUGUGGAUUCCUCAGACAUACAGCCCAUUGGGACCUGUGAAAAGAAAGGGGGCAUGCUUCAGCCUCCACUUGGGUUCCAGAUGAAUGCAUCCUCUUGGCCAAUGUUUCUCUUAAGAACUCUCAAUGGAGCUGAAAUGGCACCUGCAGCAUUCUUUAAGAAGGAACCACCAAAACCUGUGCCAAACUGCUUUAAAGUUGGAAUGAAACUUGAAGCUAUAGAUAGAAAAAACCCAUACCUGAUUUGCCCAGCAACCAUUGGAGAUGUGAAAGGAGAUGAAGUUUUUGUUACAUUUGAUGGCUGGAGAGGAGCAUUUGACUAUUGGUGCAGGUGUGAUUCUCGAGAUAUUUUCCCAGUCGGAUGGUGUAGCUUGACAGGAGAUGCAUUACAACCACCAGGGAACAAUGUUUCCAUUACAAAGAGCAGUGCAAAAAUCCAAUCUUCCCCUUCCAAAGUGACCCGGCGUUCAAUGCAGUCUCCACAGAAAUCUGCUCCAGUACCAGCGCAGCGGGGCAGGAAACCAGGUCGGGGCAAACCCCCUGGACAGUCUGCAGUUCCCAAGAAGGGCAGGUCUCCUAAAAAUAUUCCCCUGACAAAAAGCACCUCUCAUACUGAAAAUCUUAAAACAAGGAAAAAAAGUUUAAAACCUGGAAAAAAGAAAAAAAUCUUGCCAGAGCAACUGACUCCUACAUCUCCUUCUCCUCAGUCAUCUCCUGAGGGGGAAAAUGGCACUACACAGACACUUAAAGAUGGAAUCAGUUUGUCUGGUUCAACUGCAGCAGUUAUAUCCACAGUGUGUGUUUAUGUGAACAAACAUGGAAAUUCUGGGCCUCACCUGGAUAAGAAGAAGGUUCAGCAGCUUCCAGACCAUUUUGGACCAGGUCCUGUCAAUGUGGUACUUCAGCAGGCUGUACAGGCUUGUGUGGAUUGUGCCUAUCAAGCCAAAACAGUCUUUGGAUUUCUGAAAUCUGGCCAUCAUGGAGGGGAAAUGAUAACUGCUUCCUUUGAUGGGGAAAAGCAUGCCAUCAAUCUUCCUUCUGUAAACAGCGCAUCGUUUGUCCUGCGCUUCUUGGAGAAACUGUGCCACAGUCUGCAGUGUGAUAAUCUCUUCAGUAGCCAGCCUUUCAGCCCUUACAUGGGAUGUGCACACAGUCCUAUGGAGUACAAUAGGAAUAAGCCAGCCAAAGAAGAAAUACCUGAAAACAGGAGUGCUAAACGAUACCCUCAGGACUCUCCACCAUAUACUGCCCCUCUUUCCCCUAAGCUUCCCAGAAACGAUGCUCAUCCAUCUGAAGAUAAGAAGUCCAGGAAGGCUGGACAUAAAGAUACAGGAGCAGGCUGUCCCCACAUGCUGAAAGACAAGCUUGAAUGGAAGAAGACUGUCCUGGCUGAACAGAAAGCAGAAACUUUGCCUAUAGAAGAGAACAGCACUUCCAAAGAACACCGAUUUUCUGGGGAUUCUAUGGAUUCUGCACUUAAUUCUGUAAAUUCGUCAAACCCAACCUGUCGAAGUUCCACAGAGUACCGCACUGCAGGAAAUGCUGCAUAUUACAGAAAUUCCCAUCAGCCAGCAACUGCUACCUCAAAUUCAGCCCCAGUGCUGCGCAGGCUGUCCCUGAGCUCUGCUGGGAGCAGUGGUUACUAUGAAGUCAGUAGGAAUCGGAUGCAGAGGCGGAUUGAAGCUGCAAGUUCCACAACAGGACCAGAUUUGAAUUCACUAAAAAGGGAACCUUCAAGAAUAUUGAAUAAAGAUCCUUCUACUUGGUCAAUAGAGGAAGUAGUGCGUUUUGUGAAAGAAGCUGAUCCACGAGCACUGGCUCCACAUGCAGAACUCUUCAGAAGACAUGAAAUUGAUGGGAAGGCACUACUCUUACUGAGGAGUGAUAUGAUAAUGAAAUAUAUGGGACUGAAGCUGGGACCUGCCCUAAAGCUGUGCUACCACAUUGAACGACUUAAACAAGGAAAGUACUAGCCAGUGGGGUACCACAAACACGUGUGUUUGGAUCACACCAAGCUCUCAGGUUCACAGCCAUCGCCUUGAUUUGAAACUCUUUCACUGAUAUAAACCUCUAUUUUUUUAAUGUGCUCUCGAAACAUAAAAGAGACAUUCAGGAUAAAGGGAGGGGGUGAUUUGUAUUGCAUUCUAGUGGUUUUGCAAACUGUUUCACGGAAAGUUGUCAGGGAAAGACAGUUGAUCAUACUGGGUGUGGGCAGGUCUGGUAAGAACGCUCUCCGAAUCCUGAAAAGUGUGUUCUGUGUUACAGGCUUCAGCCAACGUGUUCAUAUUCAGAAACAAAACAGCUGAAUCCCAAAGGGAAAUAAUAAAUUAAACCAGCAUCAGGUGUUAAUAAUUUUUACAGGGGUGGCUGUAAACUUUUAUAUUGCAAGAAAAUCUUAACAUAGAAGAUACCAUCUCUGUAGUGAAUAUUCUGGUCUUUCAGAAAAGAGGAAGGGUUAUGGAAGAGAGGGCUUAGUACAAAUAUAAGCUUUUAUAAAGUGUGAUUAUCAGUCCUUUGGGAAGUAAUGAGGACAAAUGUAUCAUAUAUUGUCAGUUUAGGCAGGCAGUAAAUAUUUCUGUUUCAUGGAAGGUCAUAUUGGCUGUAUAAACAGCCAUUUCUGGGACAGAGUGAUUUCACUGGAACAAUGCAUCCACAUAUUAAGCAUUCCAUCUUUUUGCUAAGUUUGGCAUGGAUGUGUGUUCAUGCUUUUUAUAUGUACACGUGUAUGUGUCAGGGAAAUACAUACUACAUAAAAUAUACAUACACACUGUACAUAUAUUUUCAGUUUUUUAAUGUGUACUUUGCACUGUGCCAGAGAGAACUGUACAAUUUCUUGUUGUUUUCUUUUACCAGUAAAUUUAGUUGUGUAUUACUUUCAUUAGCACCUGUUUAAUUUUUUCUUGGAGUCAGAAGGUGACAAACAAUCAAAAGAUGUCUUUAUUCAUACAGAUCCCUGUACUAUGCAAUACUCCUGGUUAUUCAUCCCUUAACUCUGAGCCAUAUAUUCUGAUAUGUAUUUGGAAAUACACAUUUGAUUCCAAUGUUUUGGGUUUAUAUUUCCUGUGAGGAAGUGCUACUUUGUAACUGAUAAACCUUUUUUUGGGUAAAAUUGGUGCUGUUUGUAUAAGCUGCAAGAAUGCGUGGUGAUAAUAAAACAGUUUGUUGUCACUGCCAAUUGUAAAAUACAUCAGGGACAAGAAAAUAUACUUUCUGUUUAGGAAACUGAAUGUACUGUAUGUAAUAGUCAAGUGAUAAAAACUGUUAGGGAAGGUGUAGUCCUAAAAUGGUAGGAUUUAUUAUAUCUCUUAAUGCCUUUUUAUAUGAAAGCAUAUAGUAUAAAUGUAUUUUUUACAAAUUCCUUUUUUGAAAAUUACUUUAUUUACCCAUAGACUGAUACUCAUCAGAUUUCCGCAGAGGUACUGCUAGAAAACAGUUAAUUUUGUGUCUCUCAAGUCCAAGUAUUUUGUUAUUUUAAGUGACUACAAUGCAUUUUCAAUUUAGAAAGUCAUUUGGGCCCUGAGAAUUGUUUUUGUUAUUACAUCAUUAGACAUUUGACACUAAAGUUUUAUCUGCAUCGAUUUGUUUUGCAAAUCUUUUGUGGUGCAUGUAUGCUUAGAUGAAUAAUACAGGCAUGCUCUUUAUAGUAAGAAAAGGUCAGAGCAUUGAUUGAAGAAACAGAAUAUUUUUCUCUUGGUGUUAGAAAAAUACUGACUUAACUUUCACAUGGUUAUACCAAAAACUAUAUAUUAAGGAAAACAUCAUGCCCCAUGUGUUCAGAAUAUUGUUUAUACAUAUAUAUAAUUGUAUACUACUUCUUCUGUGCUUUAUUAUGCUGAAUUUGGGUUCCUCAGCAUAAAAAGAUCUCAUGCAAUUUAAGUGGAAGCAAUUGACUGAAAAUAGUUUCCAUUUUUUACAUUGCCCUUGGCAUAAGAAAAACAAAGAUGUUUAAAUUUUCUGUUUGGUCUUUAUGGAAUGACAUUUUUGUACAUGGCACUAUUAUGGGUAUAAAUAUUUGUUCAAGGCUUUCUGUGCACCCAUGUGCACCAAAGAUAACUGUGAUAUUGCUGUACCAGAAUUUCUCCUUGUGCUGUAGUGUGAGAUUCAAACAUUCUGAGUCUUACAGCAGAAUUAAUUUUUUAUUCUUUAUUUUC
Molecule: messenger RNA, 4618 nt
Organism: Ficedula albicollis (Collared flycatcher)
Lineage: Eukaryota; Metazoa; Chordata; Aves; Passeriformes; Muscicapidae
Gene: SCML2
Product: sex comb on midleg-like 2 (Drosophila)
Exons: 16
Coding region: 146-2440 (764 amino acids)
Biological process (GO): regulation of DNA-templated transcription
Cellular component (GO): nucleus
Molecular function (GO): protein binding
Source: RefSeq, a predicted model, not a curated record